Messenger RNA from Acanthopagrus latus (yellowfin seabream), 974 nucleotides. RefSeq names its product NOP16 nucleolar protein homolog (yeast) (gene nop16). Gene Ontology annotation, biological process: ribosomal large subunit biogenesis. The record is from RefSeq and is a predicted model, not a curated record. The transcript has 5 exons. NCBI's taxonomy places the organism in Eukaryota, Metazoa, Chordata, Actinopteri, Spariformes, Sparidae. Gene Ontology annotation, cellular component: nucleolus. The coding region runs from base 105 to 638 and encodes 177 amino acids.
AAACAAUCACGUACUUCCGGUUCGUUUCCCUGCACGUUGUUGGAUUUUCCUGCCCCGCACCAACAAACCUCGUCUGUGCUGUAAAAACCGGGAAAAACACAAACAUGCCGAAAGCCAAGAAGUCCGGGAAGAGCAAGAAGUUCGACUACAACCAGAACCGGAAGAAGUUGAAGAAGAAGUUCAUUAAGAAAGCCAACCCGAGGAUAGAGAAUACACACGUCCGAAAUGCGUGGGACAACAAGAAGUCCAUGGCCAGGAACCUGCAGGAGAUGGGUCUGGCUUUCGAUCCGAACCAAACGGUGCCAAUAACAAAGAGCAGACUCCUGGGUGAAGACAGAGAGACCAAAGCUCCGGCCCGGAUAGUGACCAAGCCAUACCUCCUCAACCAGCUGGAGGAGGAGGCCAACCGUCCAGUGAAAGACACCAAGACGUUAUCUGCCGACCUGAUCGAGUACAUUCAGUACAUGGUCCGAGAGCACAAAGACAACUACAAGGCGAUGGCCAGAGACGAGAAGAACUAUUACCAGGACACGCCCAAACAGAUCAAGAGGAAAAUCAACGAGUACAAGCGCUGCCACCCGGACCACUUCAACAACUUCAUGGACUCGCUGGCGGCUCCGGAGCCGAUGGUGAAGUAGAGAGAUGGUCGAGCCUCUUCUGGACUUUAUGUUGUUCUGUGUGUCAGGAUGAGAUGGACCUGAUUCUGGAGAGACUGUCGGUGUGAGGACAGCAGAAUCAGAAUCAGAAUCACAGCGACGGGAAGCAUUCAGAGACGAGCACUCCUUCUGUGUCUCGUCAAGGACCUUUCAGACGCUACUGGACAUUUCUGUUGUUCCUCUCCUCCCUGUCAACACUUCCUGUUUGUGCUUUGUGUCAGAGAUAUUGUCCUGAUCUUGCUGCACACUGUCUUCUGUGUUCUCAUUGGCAAACGUGUAUUUUUUUUUAAAAUAUAAGUAUCAUUGAAACAGCCUGAA